AUGCCCGGCAUGGGCCCGCCAGGCGGGGGCGGCGGCGCGGCCACGGCCUGGGACCCUGAGAACCUUCUGGGUGCCCCCAAGGAGGGCCUCAUCCAGCGCCGCAUGAUGGCCAAGCAGAUGGAGAAGGACCAGGAGUUCGCCGCUGCCGUCUCAGCCACCAAGGACGACAUCCGGCGGCAGGUGCUGCUGCGGCGCAGCCAGCGCAGCCCGCCGGACGAGCCGUCCGAGCUGGUGGAGUACUUUUUGAAUUCGGAUGCGGAGGACAUGGAAUACGAGGUGGCGCGCUGCAGGCCCAAGCUCACCCCCGCGUUCUUCAAGGCGCUAGACGCCAUGAUCGGCGCCGAGCGCUUCAACGCCCCCAAGACCGCCCUCGUCUCCGCCGCCGGCGCCGCCGCCGAGGACUCGGCCGCGGCCGCCGCGAAGUCCGAGGAGCGGCUCGCUGAGCUGGAGCUGCUGAGGCAGUACCUGGAGGAGGCUGCGGAGGCGGUCGAUAAGGCGGUCGCGUCCACCAGCACGGCGGUCGAGCGCAUGCGGAAGCUGCUCACGUCGCCGGACAAGAAGGCCAUGAUCAUUGAAAUGGCGGAGGCGAAUGAGAUCGACGUGCCGCUGAUGGACCUGCUGCAGCAGAACAUCGACGGCGCGAAGGCGGCGAACCAGCCGGAUGCGGCCGCUUUCAUGGAGAAGGUCAAGGCUGCCGCGAGCAAGUACCUCAUCACAGCCGCCCCUGCCGUCGGGGUCGCAGCCAUGCCCUCCGCGCCCGCGGGCCUGGUGGGCGCAGGCGCUGACAAGGCCACCAGCCCGGGCGGCCUCAUCCUGCCCGGCAGCGCGGCUGCGCGGCCGCCGGCGCAGCAGCAGCAGCGGCAGCAGCAGCCAGAUGCUGCGAAGAGCCUCAUUAUCUGA
This is a messenger RNA of Monoraphidium neglectum, 900 nucleotides long. RefSeq lists its product as hypothetical. The coding region runs from base 1 to 900 and encodes 299 amino acids. The record is from RefSeq and is a predicted model, not a curated record. The transcript is spliced from 3 exons. NCBI's taxonomy places the organism in Eukaryota, Viridiplantae, Chlorophyta, Chlorophyceae, Sphaeropleales, Selenastraceae.